GCGGCCGCCUUCGCUUACCCAUCGCCCCCUACGCGAGAGAGAUCGUAGAUCUCAAGCUCUAUGAUGCCUUGUUUAAUUUUGCGCCACCUCCACCGUAAGCCAAACACACCCUCAUCAUAGAUUUCACUACUUCAUCAAAAUAUAUCAUAGAGGUCAUCGUAUAUACACUGUCAGAACAACUAGCACAAGCAUGGAUACUCAAGCUAAGCUUGCAGUUGUGGUGAAGGUGAUGGGCCGCACUGGAUCUAGAGGUCAGGUUACCCAGGUUAGGGUUAAGUUUUUGGAUGACCAAAACCGGCUGAUCAUGAGGAACGUAAAGGGCCCCGUGAGGGAAGGUGAUAUCCUUACCCUUCUUGAAUCUGAAAGGGAGGCUAGGAGAUUGCGCUGAUAAUAGUAAUUAUUAUUAUGAUACUCUAAGGUCUUUCUUGCCUACUUCAGCAAGCUAUUUCUAUUUGUCUACAAACUUGUAUUAUCGGCUCAGUGGGUUUUGUUCUUUUUUUUUUGUUGCAUGGAUUGUGUUGAAAAAUUGAGAAACUGCUCUAUGUUCUAUUUUGGUAUGAACCCAUAAUAUUUUAAUU
Musa acuminata AAA Group (dessert banana) is the source of this 578-nucleotide messenger RNA. RefSeq names its product small ribosomal subunit protein eS28. The record is from RefSeq and is a predicted model, not a curated record. Bases 191 to 388 code for a protein of 65 amino acids. Gene Ontology annotation, biological process: ribosomal small subunit assembly; translation; maturation of SSU-rRNA. NCBI's taxonomy places the organism in Eukaryota, Viridiplantae, Streptophyta, Magnoliopsida, Zingiberales, Musaceae. The transcript has 4 exons. Gene Ontology annotation, molecular function: structural constituent of ribosome. Gene Ontology annotation, cellular component: ribosome; cytosolic small ribosomal subunit.